AUGUCGUCGUGCGGAACCCCUCGCGCGGCCGCGACGCUCUCGUCGCCGCCCGCGUCCGAACGGCCAUCGCCCGACCCGCCCGGUCCGCUGGACCACGCGCGGCACAGGGACGCGGUGCUGUCCCAGCUGCCGCCCGGUAAGCUCGUGUACGUGCCCGCGGGCAAGGCGCAGACGAGGAACGGCGUCGAGGGAAACGCGAGGUUCCGCCAGGAGCCGGAUUUUCUCUACCUGACGGGCGUCGAGGAGCCCGGGUACCACGCGCUGUUUGGCACCGGCGCCGACGCGCCGUUCGUGCUCAUCGCGCCGAGGCAAGACCCGGAGAUGGACGUGUGGUGCGGCAAGCAGGCGUCGAGGGACGAGCUCAGGGCGGUCACCGGCGCCGACAUCGUCUACUACGACGACGAAUUCCACAAGGCGCUCGACGCCGUGGAGGCCCAGGAGGGUCAGACCGUCUUCGUCCCUUCCCACGACGCCGCGACACUGCCGAACGACCCCGACGGACUCUUCCUGGGGUUGCGCCCGGAGACCACCGCGCUGGGCAAGGUGAUGGCCAAGGCCAGGUCGUUGAAGACGUCCGAGGAGAUCGAUUGCCUUCGGUUCGCGAACGAAGUCUCCGGAGACGCGCACGUCGCGAUGUGGCGACACGCGGCGCGGGCGUUUAGGGUUACGAACGGGCAACCGGGACAGCUGUGGGAACACGAGCUGGAGGCGGUGUUCGCCGGGGAGACGAUGAAAAGAGGGUUGAGGCACCUCGGGUACCCGUCCAUCGUCGGCGCGGGUGUUCACGCGGCGACGCUCCACUACGAGCGCAACGACGCGCGGGUGCGCUCGGCGGAUGACUUGGUGCUGGUGGACGCCGGCGCGGAGUGGCGGGGGUACACCGCGGACAUCACGCGGACGUUCCCGGCGGGCGGCAAGUUCGAGGCGAGGCGCAGGGCGGUGUACGAGGCGGUGCUCGACGUGCAGGUGCGGGCCAUCGCGGAGAUGCGAGCCGGCGCCAACUGGCAGAUGGUCGGCGCGAGGGCCAAGCUGAACACGGUGCAGAACCUGAUCGAUUUAGGAAUCGUGCGGGGUAACGCGCAGGACGCGGUGAUGGCGGGGGUGUGCGGGCUGUUCCUGCCGCACUCGCUGGGUCACCUGCUGGGCCUGCAGGUGCACGACGUCGGUCCGGGCGGGCCCGUUCCGGAUGGCGCGCUCGCGCCCGGACACGUGGUGACGUGCGAGCCGGGCAUCUACUUUGUCGACGGGUUACUGGAACCCGCGCUCGAAGACAGGUUCCUCAAGGACUUUUUGGUGAGGGACGAGAUCGAGCGGUUCAAGGCGGUGGGCGGGGUGCGAAUCGAGGAUAACGUAGCCAUCACCGAGGACGGAGCCGAGAACCUCACGACGUGCCCGAAGACGGUGGAGGAGAUCGAGGCAAUCUGUAGGGACGCUUGA
Messenger RNA from Micromonas commoda, 1437 nucleotides. RefSeq lists its product with no specific name. The record is from RefSeq and is a predicted model, not a curated record. Gene Ontology annotation, molecular function: metalloaminopeptidase activity; manganese ion binding. Lineage: Eukaryota; Viridiplantae; Chlorophyta; Mamiellophyceae; Mamiellales; Mamiellaceae. Bases 1 to 1437 code for a protein of 478 amino acids. The transcript has a single exon.